Messenger RNA from Ostrea edulis (European flat oyster), 10136 nucleotides. RefSeq names its product neurobeachin-like. Gene Ontology annotation, molecular function: protein kinase binding. Lineage: Eukaryota; Metazoa; Mollusca; Bivalvia; Ostreida; Ostreidae. Gene Ontology annotation, cellular component: cytosol; membrane. Gene Ontology annotation, biological process: intracellular protein localization. The transcript has 58 exons. The record is from RefSeq and is a predicted model, not a curated record. The coding region runs from base 492 to 9116 and encodes 2874 amino acids.
UUGGGGUUGGUUUUUUUUUCUUUCCAUUAGUUUUUUGGGGGGGUGAUACUGAAAACAGUAUAUAUUUAUUAUUUGGGGCAUCUUUAAAACCCUUAUUCUAUUUUCAAUCUUUUCUAAUUCUAAUUAUACAUUUGUUUAUUUUUUCUAUUUUCAAUCUUUUCUAAUUCUAAUUAUAUAUUUGUUUAUUUAUUCUAUUUUCAAUCUUUUCUAAUUCUAAUUAUACAUUUGUUUAUUUCUUCUGUCUUUGUUUGACAGUAUUAUGCUUUGUAUGCCAGACAACUUGCAAGGCACAUUUCCAAAUAUUUCCGAUCAAAAGUUUUGGACCGUGUCCGUUCAUAUAGGAAGUUGUUCCGGCAUCCCUGCCGAAAGUGGAGGAUCUGACGCAUCAACACAGGUUUCAGUUUGGAGUUUAGAUGAUAAUUAAAACAAUCUAAGGUGAGCACGGGAUAGAAAUUGGCUGGUGAGGUGUCUACAUAGAAGGGAGUGCAGAGAUGUCGCUCAGUGCGAGCGCCGACGAGAAAAAUGGCACAUCUACCUUGUCAACAGAUGACAUUCUGAAAUCAACAGGGAAUGACGAGCUGAAGUUUGGUCUGUUGAUUAGUCUCUUGAAGGUGGACCAGGCCCCGAACAAAGAUGUUGUGGACACAGUGCUGCAUCUGUUGGUGGGUGGCGAGUUUGACAUCGAGACGAAUUUCAUCAUUCAGGAGCCCCAGAACAUCAUUCACAUGUUACAAGUCUUCUCCAGCUGUUCAGUGACGCUACAGGCAGAAAUAUGGAGUGUAUUUACUGCAAUGUUAAAAAAGAGUCGUCGGAACUUACAAGCCUGUACAGAGGUUUGUCUGAUCGAACACGCCCUCAAUUUGAUGAAGGAUGCAGACGAUGUUAUUGCAGAUCUGCUGGUGGACAUGUUGUCAACCUUGGCCAGUUACAGCAUCACAGUGCGAGAACUUAAAAUGUUGUUCGCCAUCUUACAAGCCUCAGAGGGACAAUGGCAAAAACAUGCAGUGAAGUUACUAUCAGUCCUACAAGUGAUGCCGCAGAGAGAGGGACCCGAUGAGUUUUUCAGUUUCCCAGGAAAAAAAGGAUCGUUUAUCGCCCUUCCUCCUAUAAAAACCUGGCCGUACCAGAAUGGUUGGACCUUCACUUGUUGGUUACGACUGGACCCGGUCACUGGGGUGACAGUGGAGAGGGAAAAACCUUACCUAUACUGUUUUAAAACCAAUAAAGGUGUUGGAUAUUCUGCACAUUUCCUUGGCAACUCUCUGGUCAUCACAACCAUGAAAAUUAAAGGCAAAGGCUUCCAGCACUGCGUCAAAUACGACUUCCAACCCAGAAAGUGGUACAUGGUAACUGUGGUGCAUGUGUAUAACAGAUGGAGUAAAUCGGAACUGCGAUGUUACGUCAAUGGAGAGAUAGUGUCCAGCACUGACAUCUCAUGGCUCGUCAGCACUAGUGAUCCAUUUGACAAAUGUUUCCUUGGGGCCAGUUCGGAGGGUGAAACAGAUCACAUGUUCUGUGGUCAGAUGUCCACUGUGUAUCUAUUCAGUGAGUCCCUCACACCCCAACAAAUAUCAGCUAUAUAUUAUCUGGGACCAAGUUACAAGAGCCAGUUUCGCUUUGACAAUGAAAGCGGUCUGGGUACAGUGGUGGUAAACAAACGACUGCUGUAUGAUGGGAAGCUGACCUCCUUAAUAGUGUUUAUGUACAACCCCAUCGCGUGUGAUGGUCAGCUCUGUCUGGAAUCAGCACCGAAAGGAAACAUCUCCUACUUCGUCCACGUUCAGCAUGCUCUCAUGUCGGGGGAAGUAAAGGCUGUGAUUACACACUCCAUCUAUAGCACACUUCACUCCCUGGGAGGCAUACAGGUUGUGUUUCCCCUCUUUGGCCAACUAGACAUGCCAGUGAGGAAGGGAGAUAACUCAUCCAUUGGAGUGGAUUACACUAUAUGUUCAAAGUUGAUGGGCAUCUUGUGCAGUUUGAUGGAAAGCUCUGUCACUAUACAACAACAGAUGAUGCAGAAUCGAGGAUUCCUGGUCAUCGGGUACCAGUUAGAGAAGGCCAACAGAGAACAUGUGACUCCAGAUGUUCUUGAGACUUUCCUACGGUUGACCCAGUACCUAGUGGCCUUACCAACAGGGAGCGUUAUUCUUAAACACCUGUUCGAUCACAUCCUGUUCAACCCUGCCCUCUGGAUCCACUCUAGUGUAGAGGUUCAGACCAAACUCUAUUGUUACUUGGCAACAGAGUUCAUAAACAAUGCACAAAUUUAUAACAACAUUCGACGAGUAAGCGCAGUGCUCCAGACGAUGCACACUCUGAAGCUGUACUACUGGGUGGUGAACCCUGCCGCCCGGAGUGGAGUGGUCCCAAAGGGAGCAGAUGGCCCUCGACCAAACUAUGAUGAGAUUGUGAAGCUGAGAUCGUUCAUGCUGAUGUAUUUGAAGCAGUUGCUAUUGAAGGGGGCUGGGGUCCAGGAAGAUGAACUUCAGAGCAUUCUAAAUUACCUCUCCACACUGCAUGAGGAUGACAAUUUGAUGGAUGUCCUAAAGCUAGCCGUAGAGCUGAUGGCAGAACACCCUAUGUCGAUGGUGCCGACUUUUGAUAAGAAAGGCGGAAUUAGGACAAUUUUUAAGUUGCUGGCGUCCCCAUCAGAAGAGUUAAGGAUCCAGUCCCUAAAGCUGCUGGGCUUCUGGCUAAUGAGGAGUACACACAAGAGAAAAUCGGAUUCCUUGGGACCACACAACUUGUUUUCCUUAAUUGGAGAACGCCUGAUGCUGAAUGAAUCCACAAUAACAAUGCCUAUAUACAAUGUCCUGUUUGAACUGUUAACAGAAAGAAUGACCCUGGAAACCUGCACAAAGAAACACACGGAGCCAGAGUCCGUGUUUAAAAUUGAAAAUUCAGCUAUACUGAAGGUGGUGGCGACCAUGAUCCGCCAGUCGAAGGUCAGCCCGGUGGUUAUGGAAGUGAAACGCUGUUUCCUGUCUGACCUCACCAUAUUGUGUAACAAUAACCGGGAAAACAGAAGAACUUUGCUGCAGAUGUCGGUUUGGCAGGACUGGCUGUUCUCUCUAGCAUACAUCUACCCCCAUAAUGAGGAGGAGCAGAAGAUUACAGACAUGGUGAUGGCUUUGUUCAGAAUGCUGCUCCAUCAUGCUAUCAAGUUUGAGUUUGGAGGAUGGAGAGUGUGGAUAGAUACUUUAGCAAUUCUACACUCAAAGGUUGCCUAUGAAGAUUUCAAAAUUCAUAUGUCAAAGAUGUAUGACCAUUAUGUCAAGGUCAAAACUGAUGACAUUGACCCUAGAGAACGAGAUCAACAUCCUGUCAGUACAGUGUCUGGGGUGUCAGACAGAGUCUUGAGUAGACCGAUACCCAAAAGCACUGUCAAGGUGGCAGAGAUCCCAGAGGAGAAUGAGGACACUGAGGACUCGAAUGUCAACAAUUUUGGUAAACUGACCAAUGGUGAAGUGUCUGAAACCAGUGAGGGUGAUUCGGGCAGUGGGGUCAGACAGUUUUUAGAGGACAUUAUCAACGAUGUUGUCCAACAAGUAGAAUCGAAGAAACCACAGGCAGAGGCUGCUGAACCACAACAGGAAGUGAGAGAAGUGGAGCCGUCUGAAAGUCGUCCGACUGUGAGGAGGUCGGCUUCCCUCGACAGACCCAGACCAGCAGAGAUGAGGCAGUAUCCCACACGCUCACAGUCGUUUAGAGAGGGAGGAACAAAAAUGUUCAACACUGGUCCUCGAGCUCCUCCCUUCAGAAUCCCGGAGUUUAGAUGGUCCUUCCUACACCAGAAACUUUUGUCUGAUCUAUUGUUCUCAAUAGAAACUGAUGUACAAGUCUGGAAAAGUAACAGCUCCAGGACCGUGAUCGACUUUGUGAAUGCCAGUGAGAACCAUGUCUAUGUAGUAAAUGUCACCCACAUGAUUUCACAGCUGGCUGACAACCUGAUAACGUCCUGUGGAGGGUUACUCCCCCUUUUGGCAGCUGCUACCUCACCCAAUGGAGAGGUGGAGAUUCUGGAACCUACCCAGGGCCUCAGUAUUGAACAGGCUGUUUCCAUCCUGCAGAGGGUCAUGAAUCUGACUGAUAUCCUUGUGUUUGCCAGCUCUACUAACUUUGCUGAGUUGGAACAGGAAAAGAACAUGCCUGCUGGAGGAAUCCUACGACAGUGCCUCAGACUGGUAUGCACAGCAGCUGUGAGAAACUGCCUGGAGUGCCGUCACCGAUCAAAUCUUAGAUCCCCUCCUAAUACUCCCGCAGCCUCCCCAUCCAGUAGUAUGAGAGGAUCCAAGAAUUUCAAUGGAAUGGACCCCAUACAAGCUCUUAUCAUGGCCUCUCAUCCCACAGAAAAGAAUAUUGUGGAGAAUCUGAAUGAGCAGGCCUCCCCAAUCAGAGACUUUGAAAAGCUUCUGCAGGACACGGAUAUUAAUAGACUGCGGGCAGUCGUCUACAGAGAUGUGGAAGAGACCAAACAGGCCCAGUUCUUGGCCCUGGCCAUCGUGUAUUUCACCUCUGUGUUGAUGGUGUCGAAGUACCGGGACAUCCUGGAGCCCCCCAGCCCAGCCGCUACCCCCACCUCCCAUAGAAUGUCCAUCAACUCCCCCUCAGCCUCAACCAUUUUACAAAACCUAAGACCACUCUUGGAAGGGACCCAAAAUGGGGAAGGUAAAUCAUAUCUACAAAGUAGCAAGCCAGACCAGGUCGAAAAUGGAGCCAGAUCUGGUACUGAGGGAGAAAACUUAGAUGGAGAGCUGACCCACGACCACAAACUGCUGGACCGGGCUGCUUACGAAGCGAUUGUAGCUGAAGACGAGGGAGAUAAAAGUGUGCUGGCCGAGAUGUUGAGUGGCAGUCGGAGUCAGUACGAUGAUAUCUUAGAAGAAACCCAAACAACUGAAACUGAAUCCGACUCCCUCACUCAUACAAACACUGACACAGGGUCCCUGGAGAACGGGGCUCCUGACGGGAAGAAAGAUGAGGAAUUUGACAGUGGGGACAUCACCAGUGAUGGAGAUAUAUCAAGGGAGGUAAUGGAUGGGGAAGAGGCCUCAGCUGAAAGAAGCAUGGAAGAAUCUCCGAAAAUGAAAAUCAAAGCAGACAUCCAUAUCACAGACACUACAGAUGAAGAUUCAGCAACGAGAUCAGCUACUCCUGGUAGUGAGGACCUGGACAAAAGUGCUGACUCAGCACAGUUGGAGGAAGGAGGAGAACAUGAGGAAGUGAAGAAGAAAACACAGGAUCAGGAAGUAAAACAUGAGGAGCCAGAUGGAGAGGAAGCUAAGGACCAGGCCGCUGGGGAACCUGUCAAAUCAAAAGAGGAAAACAGGGAAGAUGUGGUUGAAGACAAAGAGGAAACUGGAGAUAGGAAGGAGGAGGCAGAGGCUGUAGGAAAAGAGGAAGCAGAGGCUGCAGGAAAAGAGGAAGUAGAGGCUGCAGGAAAAGAGGAAGUAGAGGCUGCAGGAAAAGAGGAAGUAGAAGCUGCAGGAAAAGAGGAAGUAGAGGCUGCAGGAAAAGAGGAGGCAGAAGCUGCAGAAACUCCUUCUGAGGAGGCAAAUCCAGAUGAAACAAAGGAGGAGCACACACAAAAGGAACAAGAGAUAGUUAAUGAAGAUAAACCAGUUGUAACAACAGAAAAUGGAGAGAUUCAAGAAAAUCACACAGAAGAAAAAUCGCCAGAGGAACAGACAUUGGAGUCGCCUGCUAGUGCUGAUGUCCAGGAGGACCAUAAGGAAGAUGAAGGCAAAAAGGCAGAGGCCAACAGACCCAUCGCUGCCAUAUCAGUGACAAACAAGGAGGAGAGACCUAAGCUGGAGAGGCUGCAGAUGCCGGAUAAGAUUCACGAUGGCCUGACUAACCUGCCAGCGGUGGUUGGAGAGCCGACGGGAUCCCUGACAGAGAGGCUGGAGAAAGCCUUGGGGUCAGUCUCACCACUGCUUAGAGAAAUCUUUGUGGAUUUUGCUCCUUUCUUGUCGAAGACACUGAUUGGCUCUCAUGGUCAGGAAUUGCUUAUUGGAGGUCUAGUGACUCUGAAACAGAGUACCUCUGUGGUGGAACUAGUCAUGCUGCUGUGUUCUCAGGAAUGGCAGAAUUCACUGCAGAAACAUGCCGGACUUGCCUUUAUAGAACUAGUUAAUGAAGGAAGGUUACUAGCACAUGCUACAAGAGACCACAUUGUAAGGGUGGCAAAUGAAGCCGAGUUUAUUCUGAACAGAAUGCGGGCAGAAGAUGUACAGAAGCAUGCAGAGUUUGAGUCUCUGUGUGCCCAGACCAUGCUGGACAGGAAGGAAGAAGAGAAGAUGUGUGACCACUUAAUCAAAGCGGCCAAACGGCGAGACCACUCAGUAGCCAUUAAAAGCCGUGACAAAAUACUCAACAUCCUCACCAAUAAACACGGGGCCUGGGGUGAACCUCAGGGUGAAAAUGACAGCGACUUUUGGAGAUUGGAUAUUUGGGAGGAUGAUUCCAGACGAAGAAGACGGCUGAUUAAGAACGGAUAUGGAUCCAGGCAUGCUGAGGCCACGCUGAAGGCCGCGUUAGAGCAUGGUGAAAAUGAAGAUGCCAUUAACCAGGCGAGGGAGGCCUUCCAUGCCCACCUGGCCACAGUCAAAAGGUCACAAGUUCAACCGGAUUACACCGAUGAGGAACUGCUGAUGGAGGAGAGAGACAUGGACCAGGAAUUUGCUGGUCCAGUAGCUGUAUCUACAUCCUGUAAGCUAAUAGCACCGGGGGCAGCCAUCAGUGGAACCAUGUCCGUUACCAAAACAGAAAUGUAUUUUGAAAUGGAUGAAGAAAGUGAAGACAACAAGAAGCUUGAUCCUCAGGUGUUGUCUUAUGUGGAGCAUGUUCAUGGGAAAUGGCACUUCAACGAAAUACGGGCAAUCUUCUCCCGACUGUAUCUGCUGCAGAGUGUGGCAAUCGAAAUCUUCAUGGCAAACAGGACGGCUGUUAUGUUCGCCUUCCCAGACCAUGCAACAGUCAAGAGAGUUGUCAAUGCCUUGCCUCGAGUUGGAGUGGGGGUCAAAUAUGGCUUACCACAGGCCAGGAGGAUGUCCUUAGCAUCAGGAAAACAGUUGUAUAAAUUGUCCAGUAUGACCCAGAAAUGGCAGAGGAGGGAAAUAUCAAACUUUGAUUAUCUCAUGUACCUCAACACCAUAGCAGGUCGUACCUACAAUGAUUUGAACCAAUAUCCCGUGUAUCCUUGGGUGAUUGUAAACUAUGACUCAGAUGAAUUAGAUUUGAAACAACCUAGUAACUUUAGAGAUCUGUCAAAACCAAUAGGUGCUCUGAAUCCCACCCGAAGGGAAUUUUUUGAAGAGCGCUACAAUUCAUGGGAACAUGAUCAAAUUCCGCCAUUUCAUUACGGCACUCAUUACUCGACGGCAGCAUUUACCCUCAACUGGCUCAUUAGAGUGGAGCCAUUCUCUACAAUGUUUUUGAAUCUUCAAGGAGGUAAAUUUGACCAUGCAAACCGAACCUUUAGUUCUAUAACACAGUCGUGGAAGAAUUGUCAGCGGGACACGUCUGAUGUCAAGGAACUCAUCCCAGAAUUCUUCUUCCUCCCAGAAAUGUUCAUCAAUCAAAACAGGUAUAAGUUUGGUAAACAGGAGGAUGGCGCAGAAGUUGGUGAUGUAGAAAUGCCCCCAUGGGCAAAGAACCCAGAUGAUUUUGUCCGAAUUAACAGAAUGGCCUUGGAAUCAGAAUUUGUUUCCUGUCAGCUCCACCACUGGAUAGACCUGAUAUUUGGCUACAAACAAAGGGGUCCUGAAGCAGUGAGGUCCACCAAUGUUUUCUACUAUCUUACUUAUGAGGGAAGUGUCAACUUGGAGAGCAUGACAGACCCAGUCAUGAAAGAGGCGAUAGAAAACCAGAUUCGCAGUUUUGGACAAACCCCCACCCAACUCCUGACUGAGCCCCACCCACCUCGAAGUUCUCUGAUGCACCUGAUGUCUGAGCGGUAUCAGGAGAAUAAACUCAGAGGGAGAAAGACUCCGAUGAUGUUCUCGACUGUCCAGGACGAUGUAUGUAUGAUCAUGAAGUUCCUGUCCAACUCUCCAGUCAUUCACAUCGCCGCUAACACCCACCCGGCGGUCCCCGUCCCCGCAGUCACAACCAUCACCUGUAACCACAACUUCGCUAUCAACAAAUGGAACACUGGUUAUCAGCAGCAAGGUCCUCCCACCAGCUUCUCCUCUGACAAGCCUGACCCCCAGUUAAACCUCCCCCUGGCUAUGGACCAUUUACUAGUGACAAACACCGGUCUGCAGCGACGAUCCAUGGGAGAUAACUUUGAUGAAAGAUUAAAACCCACGCAUCAGAGCUUUAUCACUUCAGGAGACAACCGAUUCAUCUUUGCCUGUGGAUUUUGGGACAAGAGCUUUAGAAUUUUCAGCGCUGACUCAGGAAAGAUCCUCCAAGUGGUGUAUGGGCACUUUGAUGUGGUGACAUGCAUCACACGGUCUGAGUGUAACUUAAAUCAGGACUGCUACAUUGUCACCGGAUCUAAAGACUGUACAGCAAUGGUGUGGAUGUUUACUUCUCGCAAUCAGGCCAUCAUAGGGGACAAUGGAAGUUUGGAGUUCCCGACCCCCAAGGCCACUUUGACUGGACACGAUUCUGAAGUGAUCUGUGUUGCUGUUCUGGCAGAACUGGGCCUAGUACUAAGUGGAUCCAGAGAUGGAGCUUGUUUGGUCCACUCCUUGAAUGGGGACCUUCUGCGAUCCCUGGACCCACCCAAAGGAUGCCUGUCCCCAGAGCUGAUCAUCCUGUCCAGGGAGGGGUUUGUACUGGUCAAGUUUGAUCAGGGACACAUAUGCAACUUCAGCAUCAAUGGACGCCUUCUACAGAAUGUCAACCACAGGGAUGUAAUACAUACCAUGAUACUGAGUCGGGAUGGGCAGUACAUGAUGCUUGGUGGUAACUCCGGGAUUGUAGAAGUCUGGAGGUCACAUGACCUGACCCUUCUCUAUACAUAUCCCCCAUGUGAUAGCAGCAUCCGAUCACUGGCCUUAACCCACGACCACAAGUUCUUGCUGGCAGGACUUGGUACGGGGUGUUUACUGGUCUUUAACAUUGACUUUAACAAGUGGCACCACGAGUACCAGGAGAAGUACUAACGUUCCCGAGACUAGUCGUUCUACAUUCCAGAAGUGUGAUAUCAGCAGGCUGCCAUAACACACACACACACACACACUAGCUUUAUGUCUCUCUCUUUAGAAACUGUUGCAGUGCAAUUUCUUCAUUCUAGAUCUAAUCUGUGCAAUGCUGACUAUGAUUCAUAGUCCAUAAAGUUGAAGUGGUUUCAAACAUUUUUUUUUUUUACCGUAGUAGAACAUAAGAUAUUAAGUAGAACUUUGGGUGUGAUGUGUGAGAAAGAGUCUGUGAUAGAUUAUAGAAAUAUUUAUUUCAAUAUGAACAACAUUUUCUAUAUUUUCACAAAUGCAGUGAAAAACUAAAACUUAAUUUAAUUUUAGAAAUAUGCUUGCAGUGUGUGCGUACACAUACUAACACACACACACACACACAAAUACAUAUUUAGGAACAUUCCAUUGAUGAUAAACUGUGUGAUAUAGUGUUUUUCUCCACUUGGAGGAGAAUAUUGUUUAGAAAUAGUUUCAGUUCUAAACUGAAUGCAGUGCAUAUUUGUUACCAAAAAGAGACAGUUUGCUGUAAUUUAUCAUAUUUUAUUUUCCAUACAUUGUAUUCACAAAUAUUAUACAUAUAAAUGUUUUCCUGCAAGUGCUUCUGUAUUUAAUAUCUGUAUCCGAGAACUUCUAAUGUAGCAGUUUAACUGAUCAGAGUGAAUUUUUUUUUUUAAAAAACACGUUUUUUUUGCGGUGUGAAUAUUUCUGUUUGACUAGAUUUAUUGAAGUGACGAACAUUGAUGAGCGAUAGGAGAUACCCUGUAGACAUAUCAUUAUCAUCCCUCAUGGCGUGUUCGGUUGUGUAUUUGGUCACUCUUCUUUCAUUGUCAGCUUGAUUAUAUUGUGUAUUAUGCGGGAUUAAUAGAGGAACUGCAAUGUUAUAAAUAGAACUAUACUAGAUUCGUAAGGGGAGCUGCGAUUUGUAAUUAAUAGAACUGUUUGUAAGGGGAAUUGAAAUUUGUUGAAUAUUAGCCAAUAAAGUACAACAUGGAU